Molecule: messenger RNA, 3176 nt
Organism: Brassica rapa (field mustard)
Lineage: Eukaryota; Viridiplantae; Streptophyta; Magnoliopsida; Brassicales; Brassicaceae
Product: insulin-degrading enzyme-like 1, peroxisomal
Biological process (GO): peptide catabolic process
Cellular component (GO): mitochondrion; cytosol
Molecular function (GO): metal ion binding; metalloendopeptidase activity
Source: RefSeq, a predicted model, not a curated record
UAACUUCUCUCUCCUCUGUAGAAGAGAGAAGCGAUAUCCUUCAUUCAGACAAGAACAAGACAACACCGAAGCCAAACGAAACUAAUCCUUAAGGACGAAGAUGGCCGUCGAGAAAUUGAGCACGAUGGUGGACGGCGUCGAGAUACUGAAGCCGCGUACGGACAACAGAGAAUACAGGAAGAUUGUCCUAAAGAACUCUCUCCAAGUCCUCUUGAUCAGCGAUCCCGAUACAGAUAAGUGUGCUGCUUCAAUGAGCGUUAGUAUCGGAUCUUUCUCUGACCCACAAGGAUUAGAAGGCUUAGCUCACUUCCUUGAGCAUAUGUUGUUUUAUGCAAGUGCAAAGUACCCAGAGGAAGAUAGUUACUCCAAGUACAUCACUGAGCAUGGAGGGAGCACAAACGCGUAUACAUCCUCUGAAGAGACAAACUACCAUUUUGAUAUCAAUGCUGAUUGUUUCAGUGAGGCUUUGGACAGGUUUGCUCAGUUCUUUAUCAAACCACUAAUGUCAGCUGAGGCCACCAUGAGGGAGAUCAAGGCUGUUGACUCAGAGAAUCAGAAAAACUUACUCUCUGAUGGUUGGCGAAUGAGACAGUUACAGAAGCAUCUAAGCAAAGAAGACCAUCCCUUUCACAAAUUUAGCACAGGAAACAUGGAUACACUUCAUGUAAAACCCCAAGCGAAAGGAGUGGAUACAACGAGCGAGCUUAUUAAGUUCUAUGAAGAACACUAUUCUGCCAACAUCAUGCACCUCGUUGUAUAUGGGAAGGAAAGCCUUGACAAAAUUCAAGAUCUUGUGGAAGGGAUGUUCCAGGAAGUCCAAAACACCAACAAAACUAUCCCUAGAUUCCCUGGUCAGCCAUGUACUCCGGAGCAUUUGCAGAUUCUUGUGAAGGCUGUUCCUAUAAAGCAAGGACACAAGCUCAACGUGUCAUGGCCCGUAACUCCUAGCAUUCAUCGUUACGAAGAAGCACCAUGCCGGUACCUUGGCCAUCUAAUUGGACAUGAAGGCGAAGGAAGCUUGUUUCAUGCAUUGAAAACCUUGGGGUGGGCAACGGGACUUUCUGCUGGUGAAGGAGAUUGGACUCUUGAUUAUUCUUUCUUCACGGUUUCUAUUGAACUUACCGACGCUGGUCAUGAGCAUAUGCAAGAUAUAUUGGGGCUGCUGUUCAAAUACAUUCAGCUAUUACAAAAGACUGGCGUUUGUCAGUGGAUUUUUGAUGAGCUCGCAGCUAUUUGUGAGACAAAAUUUCAUUAUCAAGACAAAACACCACCAAUGUCCUAUAUAGUGGAUAUUGCAUCAAACAUGCAAAUAUUUCCGACAAGGGACUGGCUGGUUGGAUUGUCCCUGCCUUCUAAAUAUAAUCCAGCCACUAUACAAAAGGUUGUAGAUGAGCUUUCUCCUGGCAAUGCUCGAAUCUUUUGGGAGUCACAGAAAUUUGAAGGACAAACGGACAAGAAUGAGCCAUGGUAUAACACUGCCUAUUCUCUUGAGAAGAUAACCAGCUCUACCAUUCAGGAGUGGGUGAAGUCAGCUCCUGAUGUUAACCUGCACCUACCAGCGCCUAAUGUUUUCAUUCCUACAGAUUUGUCAUUAAAGGAUGCUAAGAACAAGGAGAAUGUUCCAGUUCUGUUGAGAAACUCCCCUUUCUCGAGAUUAUGGUACAAGCCAGACACGAUUUUCUCGAAACCAAAGGCGUAUUUCAAGAUGGAUUUCAAUUGUCCUCUCGCAGUCAGCUCUCCUGACGCAGCAGUUCUUACAGAUAUCUUUACGAGAUUAUUGAUGGACUAUUUAAAUGAAUAUGCUUAUUAUGCACAAGUUGCUGGUCUUCACUAUGGUGUGAGCCUUUCAGACAAUGGUUUCGAGUUGACCCUUCUUGGUUACAAUCACAAAUUGAGGAUUUUACUGGACACUGUUAUUGAGAAGAUAGCCAAUUUUGAAGUUAGACCUGACAGGUUUGCUGUUAUCAAGGAGACUGUCACAAAAGAGUAUCAAAAUUACAAGUUCCGACAGCCAUAUCACCAAGCAAUGUAUUAUUGCUCCCUGAUAUUACAAGAUCAAACCUGGCCUUGGACAGAGGAACUAGACGUUCUUUCUCAUUUGGAAGCUGAAGAUGUAGCUAAGUUUGUCCCAAUGCUGUUAUCAAGGACAUUCAUCGAGUGUUAUAUAGCAGGUAAUGUGGAGGAUAACGAAGCUGAGUCAAUGGUCAAGCAUGUUGAAGAUGUUCUUUUUAAUGAUCCAAAGCCUAAGUGCCGACCGCUGUUCCCAUCCCAGCACCUGACUAAUAGAGUUGUGAAGCUCGAAGAAGGGAUGAAGUACUUUUACCACCAAGAUGGCUCAAACCCCAGUGAUGAAAACUCUGCUCUAGUUCACUAUAUCCAGGUUCACAGAGAUGAGUUUGCCAUGAAUAUUAAGCUUCAGCUAUUUGGUCUCGUUGCAAAGCAACCCACCUUUCACCAACUUAGAACGGUGGAGCAACUUGGUUACAUCACUGCACUUGCUCAAAGGAAUGAUUCUGGCAUCUAUGGUGUACAGUUCAUUAUCCAGUCAUCAGUGAAGGGUCCUGGACAUAUUGAUUCGAGGGUGGAGUUGUUGCUGAAGAACUUUGAGACUAAACUUCGUGAGAUGAGUGAUGAGGAAUUCAAGAGCAAUGUAACAGCUUUGAUAGACAUGAAGCUUGAAAAAUACAAGAACUUAAAGGAGGAGUCCCGUUUUUACUGGCAAGAGAUUCAAAGGGGCACACUCAAAUUCAACCGUAAAGAGGCAGAGGUUGGUGCACUGAGGCAGCUUCAGAAGCAAGAGUUAAUAGAUUUCUUCGAGGAAUACAUCAAGAUUGGAGCUGCGAAGAAGAAGUCAUUGAGCAUAAGAGUGUAUGGGAGCCAGCACUUGAACGAAAUGGCAAGUGACAAGGAUGAAGUCCCAUCACCAUCUGUUGAAAUUGAGGACAUUGUUGGUUUCAGAAAGGCUCAGCCUCUUCAUGGGUCGUUCAGAGGAUGCGGACAACCCAAACUGUGAGGGGCUGAAUCUCAUUUUAUUAUACAAAGACGAUCAUUUUAUAUCUUCUUCGAUCCUUUCUCGUUGUAAGAAUAAAACAGGUGAACCUUAUGUUGGCAUCAAUUUCACAAAAAACAAAUGAAAUAGAUUUAAAGAAGAUGGCAAAACUAAAUAUUGAACCGUA